Python bivittatus (Burmese python) is the source of this 2909-nucleotide messenger RNA. NCBI's taxonomy places the organism in Eukaryota, Metazoa, Chordata, Lepidosauria, Squamata, Pythonidae. The record is from RefSeq and is a predicted model, not a curated record.
GGCUCCGAGGAAGACUGAAAUCGUCUCUCUGGAUAAUUCUUUAUUUGCAGCUGCCCAGGGAAUCCUGGUGACCUGCACGUGUAACCUGUACCUGCAGAAGAUGUUCUGGCUGUUUGUCCUGCCGCUUUUGAGCUUUUCGAUGAAAUCGAGUGAAGGGGCCCAUGGAGGGCUGAAAUUCCAAAUAACCCUGAAAGGGCUGGAAUAUGCAAAGGAAGUGGCGAUGGAGAUGUUGGUGUCACAACUACGGGAGGAGCAAAUCCCAGACAAAAGCAGCCGUCACAACAUGCCACUACUGGGGGAUGUCCUUUUGUCUUUCUCAAACAUCCAAAUUAACCAGCUUCAGGUGAAGGACUCAGCAGCUGGUUUUGUUGAGGGCAGAGGUCUCAAACUUGCCGUCCGAAACGCUGAGAUUGUAUUCAGUAGCAACUGGGAGAUACAAAGUUCGUUUGGAAAGGAGAGUGGCAGAAUUGAGGUCAGCGUUGAUCGACUGUCCCUCUUUGUUGUCCUUCACCUGGACGUGGAUGAUGGAGGACAACCCCUGGUUCAGCAAGCCAGCUGCUAUUCCAACAUUACAGACCUCGAUAUGAAGUUUUCUGGGUGGAACAGCCAACUCUACAAUCAGAUCAGCUUGGCUCUCAAGGGGAUCCUCAUCUCUGACAUCAAUAACAAGGUGUGCUCAGAGCUCAGAGAAUCAGUUGACCAUCUUGCGCAGUAUUUGAGGAGCAUCAACUUUUUGGCCCAGAUAGACUCCAUUGGAGGAAUUGAUUUCUCCUUGGUGAGCAAACCAGAGAUUACGGAGGAUCGAUGCAAUCUGGACUUCAAGGGGGAAUUUUUCUUGGUGGAAGAGCCCUAUAGAAGACCCCUCCUGCCCACCCCCUUCUUCCUCCCCAACCAGUCAAGCUCCAUGAUUGUUCUGGGGGUCUCCGAUUUUUUGGUCAACUCAGCAGCUUUUGUAUACUUCACUGGAAGGGCAUUACGGGUGAACUGCACCGACAAGAUGAUACCCAAAAGUGCCCCUUUUCGCCUGAAUACCAAACAUAUCGGACUGUUUAUACCCGAGCUGAAAAAGCAGUUUCCAGAGAUGCCCAUGGAAAUCCACCUGGCAGCUCGGAAGGCCCCGGUGCUGCACUUCCAGCCGGGGGGCCUGGAUGCCGCGGUCCUUGGGCGGGCCGAGGCCUUUGUGGUCCUGCCGAACAGCAGCCUGGUCUCCGUGUUCGUCCUCAACAUCGACUGCAACUUCACCGGACAGAUGUUCCUGAAAGGUGACAGUUCGGGGAAUUCCAUGGGCAAGGUUGGAGGUUCGGUGGCCCUCAACAGCUUGCGCUUGUCUCAGGAGUGGUCGAGGAUUGGGGACAUCAAGGUGUCCUUUCUGGAGAUAUUCCUGAAGUCAGCUGGGCAAGUGACAUUAUCAAGCAUUAACAGGAAACUCAGAAGAGGAAAGACGCUUCCCAACAUCUUUUCUGUCAGCUUCCAGGAUCCUGAAGUCACAAUGCAUGAGGGAUAUAUGCUAAUAAAAUCAGACGUGCGCUACUCCUUCAUGACAUCAGUGAGUAGCCACGGGAUGACAACACGAAGUGAAAGAAGAGCAUGAAGAAGUACGAAGUCCAUUGGUCCCCUACUUGAACCUGCAUUGCAGCAAGGACAGAGACCCCAUCAUCUUGGAGGUCAUCCGGGAUACUAGGCACCCACGCUUUCAUUAGGGAUCAAUAAUUCCCAGGGAUCUUUCCAGGAGCUAUUUGAUUUAUGUAGAGUUUGCUGCCUGGACAUGACACCCUCACAGUAGUAGCCCAAAAACAGCAGUUCCCCAUGUUUAUCCAGCAAAAAUGGAUAUGCUUGAGGACUUUGGAGCCUAUCCGAGCAGCCCAUGAGAAAGGCAGGGCCUAUAGAGGAGGGACGCAUUACCGGGUGAUGCUGGAGCAAAACGUGUUGUCCCCACCCCUGCAGUUGCUGUAGUUGAACGUUGCAAACUAUUUUCCCAUAAUUUCCUGGAGGCAAUAUGUUCUCCGUUUCUGGAGCGUUCUCCCGGGAAAUUUGAAGGAGGGGAAGGUCAAUUGUGAUUUUUUAAACAUUUGAACUCAGAACUCUGAAACAUAUCUCAAAUCUGAGCUUCUUCAGCCUUCUUCACAAGCUUCAGCCUAAGGAAGCUUGUGUAGAUAAAUAUAAAUAUACAAGAACAAAGCUGAGCUGUGCUUGCCUGGGCUGUGUUUCUCCAGAGUGGCUUUUGAAGAGUACCAAGGGGAUGUCGCAGAAAAUCUUUUCCACCCUCCCCAAGUGCAGGACACUGGAUAAUGGUCUUAGAAGAAGGCAGGUUGAAUGUUAGGCCAAACUUCUUGGCUAAGCAUGGGGUGGACUGAAUGGCCUCAGUGUGCCUUCCUCCUCCAAGAUUUUCUGUGGCAACGUCAAAUGUUUGUGCUCAACUACACUCCCAGCCGUGUUUUCUUCCUCAUCUUCCAACUGUGGUUUUUCUCUCCCUCUUUUCUGCCCCCAGCAAGUAGCAGGCCAUGGUUCUGAAGCACAUCCCAUCAUCUUUGACUGGGUCUCCUCCACCAAAGGGUUGACCUUUGAACCUCAGGGGUUCCUAAAGCAGCCCAUUUCCUUCUCCUCAUCUGCAGAUGGGCUGUUUUGGUACCCAACGAGGAUCCUUGCUCAGAAAAGUUCAUUAUUGGGACUGUGUUAGAACCUUUCCCAGGUCAGUUCCUUAAAUGUGUUUUGAGACAAAUCAAGUUGCCCUCAGUGUAGAAACCUCAACUUUCCCCCUUCCCAAACCACUCAGGCCUUUUUUUAAAACCCAAAGGAAAUCAUCCUUAAAUUAUCAUGGGCAUAACCCAGCACCAUCAUCUAGGACUGGUGACCACCCUGGAACUGGUCUCUACCAGCACCGACCAUCUCCAACUGCGGUUACAGCUAAA